AUUCAGAGGAAGAGAUUUUUGUACGUAAAAAGGCAAAAGGCAAGAAGGUGCUUCAGGACAGUGAGAGUGAAGAUGGAGAGGAUGAUGGCUCCUUUGUGCAGAACGAUGCUCUGGGUGGAGACAAGGAAAAUGAAGAGGAAAAAGAGAACAUUACUGCCCAGAGAAAUAAGAAAUCCCAUCGGAUUCGCCUGGGUCUGUUAGACAGCGACGACAGCGACACUGGGGACCGACUGCAGAUUGAAAACCUUGAAACAAAGAGAAAGGCUGGCUUGUCUGAGAAUGAGUUGGAAGAGGAGAGACCCCUAAAAUCGGGGAAGAAGUUCAGGAAACAUAAAGAGCAUAAUGGUGAUUCUGAAGAAGAGACAGCAAAAAGAGCUGUAGGAAAAUCCAGAAGAAGGAAGGAGAAGGAGAGAAGAAUUGAGUUGCUUAAAAGACUGAAGAAGGAAAAGAAGCCUCCAGCAGAGAUCCUUUAUUCUUAUGGCAAACAGGUUGAUGGUGGCACGAGGUAUCCCUUUAAUGACAGUGGAUGUCUUCUGGAUGACAAAGAGCUCUUUGAUAAUGGCUUAGAAGAGGAAAACGAUGACACCCCAGAGGAUGGGGAGUCGAUCGAAUCAAUACGAGCGGCAGUGAAAAACAAAGUAAAGAAAUAUAAGAACAAAGAGCGCUUUUCUGAGGGGGAAGGCUACAGACACGUGUUUGAUGAUGAGAAUGACGAGCCUGGAUUAAGAGAACCAAAAAGGAAGGAGCGGAAAGCAGCCAGGUUAAGUAAAGAAGCCAUUAAACAGCUACAUAGUGAGACCCAGCGACUUAUUAGAGAGUCGUCUGUGUCUCUCCCGUACCACGUCCCCGAGACCAAAACCAUUCACGACUUCUACAAGCGGAGACCUCGACCGCUGUGCCAAGGAAACGCCAUGGCCUUGCUCAAGUCCACCAAAUACCAGCUGUCCCUAGAAGAAGACUCUGCAGACACGAAGAGCUCGAGCACGGGUUGCAAAGACGGGCGCACUGAGGGCGAUGGAUCAGCAGUUAACGAAGCAGCAACGAGCCUUGGCAGAGAGGUUGGUGCUGCUGCGAACAAACCUGCUGAUGUGGGGAAGAACGUGACAGAAAACUGUGCUGAAGAGCCCAGUGGUGAUGCUCACACAGCUCAGACUGAUACAACGGAGACUAAUGCGAAACAGCAGCGUGCGGACCCCCUAAGCACUGCUUGUAGUGAACAAAAGGAGAAGGAAGCUCCUCCAGCAAGUGGAGGAGAUGCCCUUGAGCAAAGAGAUGAGACAGCACCAGGCUUAGAUGGUGAAAAAAGCAACCAACAAGGGCCUGGGCUGGGGGCACAGCCUGAAAAAGCGAAGAAGUCCAAGCUGGAUAAACUGCGUGAGCUGGGAGUGGACUUGUCCAUCACACCACGGAUCUGCUCCAGCAACGAAUCCUUCAUAAACCUCGAUGAAUCUGAUUCCAAUAAAGAACUGGAAGCCCUGAAAGCACGUUUCUUGAAGCACACUCUCAAAGCGUCCAAACCCAAAGCUGAACGGAGCAUAAGCAUGAGCAUUAUUCGUAAGGAGACGACCUCUGAAGGGAAGGAGGAGCUGCGAGCGGACGUGGUACCAGUGGUGCUGGCUGCUGAGAGCCUGGAGGAAGCGGUGCACACCAAGCCAGGUGAAAAGCUGCAGAUGCUGAAGGCGAAGCUCCAGGAGGCCAUGAAGCUGCGCAGGACCGAGGAGCGCCAGAAGCGGCAAGCGUUGUUCAAGCUGGAUAACGAGGAGGUGCUGGAGGAGGAGGAGGAGGAGGAAGAGAUGACAGAUGAGUCUGAGGAAGAGGAGGAGGAAGGAGAAGAAGAAGGAGAAGAGGAAGAAGAAGAAGAAGGCAGUGAUGAGGCAGAGGAAGAUAACGAAGAUACAGAGGAGAAACACCUUGAAGAUGGCGAUAAAGAAAUGGACAAAGAAUCGAUUGAUGGAGAAAAGCUGGAGAAAUCCGUGCACUGUGAUUCUGUUCCCAAACCACCUUCAACAGAGUCGACGUUGAUGCUUUUUAAGGACAGCUCCUCCAAAAUGGGAUAUUCUCUUCCUGAUGAGAAACCUGAAAUGGAAGAAGCAGCAGACAAAGGCCCUACCAAGUUAGACGAUGAUGAUUCGUUUUCUCUCCCAACGCUGGCCAAAGAGAACAGCCACAACAGCAGCUUCGAGCUGAUCGGCUCCAUGAUCCCCUCCUAUCAGCCCUGCAACAAGCAGAUGUCGCGCGGGGGCAACUUCUUGUCCGCAGCCGGGGGGUUCAGGUCGCCUUCCCCAGGCUUUUUCAAAACCAGCUUUCUCAGCUCUGCUUCCAAGAGCUCGGGAAAGACGUCUGAGCCCUCCCUCCCCAUAGAGGAUUCCCAGGACCUGUACAACGCCUCUCCUGAGCCCAAGAGUUUAUUUCCCAGCACUGGGGAGUCACAAUUUCAGUUUUCUCUGGAAGACGACACUCAGAGCCAGCUGCUUGAUGCAGAUGGGUUCUUGAAUGUUGGGCAGCACAGGAGCAAAUACCAGUCCUCGAAGCAUCAGCUGCCUCUGGCCAGCAUGGACGAGAAUGCCAUGGAUGCCAACAUGGACGAGUUGCUGGACCUGUGUUCUGGGCAGUUCAGCGGCCGAGCCGAACAUGCGUCAAACAGCAGCAGCAACAAAAAGCAGAACAUGGAAGAACUGCUCAAUCUGUGCUCAGGAAAGUUCGUGUCCCAGAGCUCUCCAACGUGGGCGUCUUCAGUGUCUUCCAAGGCAGAAAAAGACAGCGACAUCGAGGAUCCAAUGGCAGAAGCUCUGGCACUUUGCUCAGGCUCCUUUCCCACGGACAGGGAAGAGGAAGAUGAGGAGGAGCAAGAAGAAUUUGGUGAUUUUCGGCUUUUAACAGAUGACAACGCCUUUGACAGCGAAGAGGAUGAAAAAAGUGGAGACGAUGAUCCUGAAGAAGCAGAAGCAAGCGAUGAAGAAGAGGAACUGCUGAGGCACAGGCAGGGCUUGAAGAAGAAGCUAAAACUGCAGGAUUUCAUGGAGGAUGAGGCAGAGCUGUCAGGGAGCGACGUGGGAAGCGACGAUGAAUACGACAGCGAAGACCUGAACGAAUACGAGGAAGAGAUUAUUGAUGAGGAACUCCCCAACGAAGUGGAACUGGAAAAUCAGAUACAGAAAUUUCACAUGAAGGCGAUGCUUGACGAUGACAAGCGGCAGCUGCGCCUGUACCAGGAGCGGUACCUGGCGGAUGGGGACCUGCACAGCGAUGGCCCUGGCAGGACCAGGAGGUUCCGGUGGAAAAACAUAGAUUAUGCUUCGCAGGUCGACUUGUUUCAGAAGGAUUCGGAUAACGAUGAUGAGGAUGAGCAGUUUGAUGAGACGGAAGCGAACUGGAGGAAAGAGCGAUUUGAACGAGAGCGGUGGCUCCGUGAGCAGAAGGAAAAAACCAAAGAGCAGGAGGAGGAGGAGGAGAUUGGUGAGGACAGCCAGUUCAUGAAACUCGCUAAAAAAGUAACUGCCAAGUCCCUGCAGAAGAAAGCAAACCCCGCGGUAGCGGUUCCAGACACGACCCUGCUGCCCAGGAACCCCUUUGAGGCCUUCAGACCCGCUGGUGACGUCCAGAUAAAAAAUGGGUCUCUCCUGAACAGACCUAAAGCCGUCCUCGAGAAACUCGCAGCCAUGUCGGAUCUUAACCCCAACGCGCCUCGAAACUCAAGGAAUUUUGUCUUCCAUACGCUUUCCCCAGACAAGAACGAAGAGGCAAAGGAGAAAUCAAAACUCCAGGUGAAGAAGAGGGGUCCCACCGCCGUGAUCACGUCCCAGGCCAAACGGCCCAGGGCAGAAAGCGCAGAGGAAACCCCUCGAAGCCGAAGCAUUUUCCAGUACCUGGAGAGCUGA
This is a messenger RNA of Mesitornis unicolor (brown roatelo), 3878 nucleotides long. It is a transcript of the gene CLSPN, whose product is annotated as claspin. The record is from RefSeq and is a predicted model, not a curated record. Gene Ontology annotation, biological process: mitotic G2 DNA damage checkpoint signaling; mitotic DNA replication checkpoint signaling; activation of protein kinase activity. The transcript is spliced from 23 exons. Gene Ontology annotation, molecular function: anaphase-promoting complex binding. Lineage: Eukaryota; Metazoa; Chordata; Aves; Mesitornithiformes; Mesitornithidae. The annotation marks the transcript as partial.